Messenger RNA from Carya illinoinensis, 798 nucleotides. RefSeq lists its product as uncharacterized. The transcript has a single exon. Lineage: Eukaryota; Viridiplantae; Streptophyta; Magnoliopsida; Fagales; Juglandaceae. The record is from RefSeq and is a predicted model, not a curated record. The coding region runs from base 1 to 798 and encodes 265 amino acids.
AUGAAAGAAGAUCUCACACAACGAUGGAGCUCCCUGAAACUUACAGAAGCAGAACAGCAGGAGCUAUUCUUACCAGAUGAAGACAUACUAUCUUCCAAUCCGAGAGGCAACUUGUGCCUCCUUGCCUCUAUACUAAAUGACAGAACAUUGAACCGAGAAGCAUUCAAAAACACAAUGGCUAAGGUAUGGAAUACUUCCGGUUGGCUAACUUUCAAAGAAUUUUGUCCCAACAAGUUCUUACUGGAGUUCCAACUUUUGUCCGACAAAAAGAAAGUACUUCAUGGAAGGCCCUGGUCCUUCGACUGUCACCGUAUAUGCCUUAAGGAGUUCGAGAGUGACUUGUCUCCCAUCGAAGUGCAAUUCAACUUGGAGCCUUUCUGGGUACAAGCCCACAACCUCCCCUUCGUAGGCAUGAACAGACAAUUGGGGGAAAGGAUAGGGGAAGCAAUUGGCAAGGUCCAUACGGUGGAAGUAGACGAUCAGGGACAUGGGUGGGGGAGUUUCCUAAGAAUCAAAGUAGACGUGGAUGUCACCAAGCCACUGGUGCAUGGUCGGAUGGUUAACUUAGGAGGUAAACAAUCUCGGUCACAUUUCAAAUAUGAACGCCUACCCAAUUUCUGUUUCAAAUGUGGUUUACUCAAACAUGUAAAUGGCAAAUGUCCCAACUUUGGUCUGACUAACCAAUCCCAAGACCAGUACAGGCAAUGGAUGAGAGCUCCCAACUCCUUCCCACCUCAAGUUCCUGUGAAGAAAUAUGGAGGGACACCGGAGUACUCAUCUCAGGGAUCACCUCCUUGA